Pistacia vera is the source of this 1592-nucleotide messenger RNA. Its product is annotated as secretion-regulating guanine nucleotide exchange factor-like. The record is from RefSeq and is a predicted model, not a curated record. The transcript is spliced from 4 exons. NCBI's taxonomy places the organism in Eukaryota, Viridiplantae, Streptophyta, Magnoliopsida, Sapindales, Anacardiaceae. The coding region runs from base 69 to 1400 and encodes 443 amino acids.
AAAUGAAUGCCAGAGUGCAUGACGAAACAAAACUAACACGAUUGCUUUAUUUUAACGAUUAAGUGAAAAUGAGAUUACUCCGUAGCGCUGUCUACGCAAAUGGCUUUUGUAGAAGAGCCAGAUUUAUGAGCAGCAAUUGUACAAGGACAGUGAUGAGCUUUGGAGAUGGAAGUCAUGGAGCACUGGGUCUGCCUACGUCAUUAACCGGCAUUGGCGGCGAUGCUUACGAGCCCACCGUUGUUCCUGGCCUACCCUCCGAUAUUUCUACUGUUAGUGCAGGUCACUACCACUCUCUUGCCGUCACUUGCAGUGGAGCCCUCUGGGCUUGGGGCCGCAACAACGAAGCCCAGCUUGGCCGCGGUCUUCUUGCUCCCAGAGACACGUGGAAUGAACCGAAGAGAGUAGAAGGGCUGGAUAAAGUAAAUGUUUGUGGUGCAUUUGCAUCUGGUGUCAUCUCUUCGGCCAUUGGAGAUGAUGGCUCUUUGUGGGUUUGGGGAAAGUCUAAACGUGGGCAGCUUGGUCUUGGAAAAGGUAUUACAGAGGCCACGGUGCCUUCAAGAGUUGAACCGCUUGCAGGAGAAAAGAUAGUCAAGGCAUCAUUUGGUUGGGGGCAUGCUCUAGCACAAACUAAGGAUGGAAAAUUGUUCGCUUGGGGUUAUUCAGCUGAUGGUAGAAUAGGAAAGGUGGGUGAAGCAGCUUUGGAGAGGUCUCCGCUAGAAUCAAAUAUAUAUGUAUAUGAAAGUAACCAAGAAAUCUCUAGUUUAACAAUUGAUGCUGCAGAGAAACUUGUCUUAGAAAGAAUGGAGAAGGAGAAAGAUAUGCCAAUAAUAUGGGAACCUUGUUUGGUAGAAGAUUUACAUGGUGUUGAAGCUGUAGACAUCGCUUGUGGGCUUGAUCAUUCGUUGGUUCUUUGCCGUAAUGGCAACCUCUUAAGCUGUGGAAGCAAUGCAUAUGGUCAAUUGGGCAGAGUGAACCAAGAUAUGGGAAUGUAUCCAGUUGAUGUAAACUUCCACCCGGCGUCUGUAGCAUCAGGCCUUGGCCAUUCUUUGGCAAUUUGCCAAGUAUCAUCAUCAAAUGUUACAGGAGAUUCCACAAGCCUUGUUUCAUGGGGAUGGAACCAGAGUUGUCAGCUGGGAAGAGCAGGACCGGAGAACAUUCCAUCGAUGGUUAACGGUUUGGAAGGGGAAAGUCUUGUUUCAGUUUCAGGAGGUCGUGCACAUUCCAUGGCUCUCACAUCAAAGGGAGAACUAUGGAUAUGGGGUUGUGGUAAAAAUGGUCGGCUUGGAUUAGGUAGCUCCAUUGAUGAACCUGAGCCAAUGUUGCUUGAUUGUUUAGAAGGGUGUGAAAUUUUGCAAGCAGUUUCAGGUUUUGAUCAUAAUCUAGUCCUGGUAGCCGAAUAAUCUACCCUGAAACUGAGUAGCUAUUUGUUUUUUGUUUAUAUAUAUAUAUUUGAGAAAUUUAGGUGGGAUGAGCUACAAAAUGCAAUUGAUCUAAUAAUACAAUACAAUUUUAUGUACACGUUUUUCUCAAUUAGUCAAUACCAUGAUUGGUAAUUGUGACCUCGUAAAUUUGUAAUAAAAAUUUGAAUGAUA